Sclerotinia borealis F-4128 is the source of this 717-nucleotide messenger RNA. NCBI's taxonomy places the organism in Eukaryota, Fungi, Ascomycota, Leotiomycetes, Helotiales, Sclerotiniaceae. The record is from the annotation of a GenBank genome assembly.
AUGUCGCGUCAAACAAAUGUUGAGAGUAUGGAAGGGGUUGAAAUGACCGGACCAGCCAACGAUACACCUUUCUUGAGUGAGCAAGAGAAACGCAUUUUGGAAGUGUAUGACAAAUUGGAAGAACUCCAGGUUGAAAUCGCUCUGUUACAAGCUCAAGGUGUCAUUUCUUCAAGAGAGCAACUAGAAAAAGUUACCGAUGAAGAUAUUCAAAAGGCAGAGAAAGACCUUCUAGAGGCAAAAGCCAAUUGCUCGUUACGGACGAAAAUAAUUGAAAAUGUGCUCAUCGCCAAUCCUAUAUUGAAAGCAGUGCAUGCGGGUAGUAAUGCCUUGAUCAUAGAACAGGACCUCUUACCACUCAUCGAGAAACGGGAUGCUGUUUCCGAAAAUCUGGCUCAAAUAUCUAAUAAGCUCCAAUCAUCUAGGAAAGAGUUCAUGAAAGAGUCCAGUGAGAACAUUAUUACGGGGAGGAAGAACAUUGAGCUAGCUACGGAAAUGCUGACUCUGGCAGAAGAGACGAAUAGUCAGGGGAAAGAGAACAUUCAAGAUCCUGGAGUUCGCGCACAAUUAGAUGUGUUAGAGGGGGAGAUGAAGAAUAGUAAACAGAGAUGGAGGAUCAUGAAGAAUACUGCUAGUGCUGUGAUAGUAGGUAGUGGUAUAGAUUGGGCGAGGGAUCCUAAGUUAUUGGAAAUCGUACUUGACGAUGAUGAGGAUCGAUGA